AUGCGCCGGGUGAACAUGCACAUGCGCCGGGUGAACAUGCGCAUGCGCCAGGUGAACAUGCGCAUGCACCGGGUGAACAUGCGCAUGCGCCGGGUGAACAUGCGCAUGCGCCAGGUGAACAUGCGCAUGCGCCAGGUGAACAUGCACAUGCGCCGGGUGAACAUGCCCAUGCGCCGGGUGAACAUGCACAUGCGCCGGGUGAACAUGCGCAUGCGCCAGGUGAACAUGCGCAUGCGCCGGGUGAACAUGCGCAUGCGCCGGGUGAACAUGCGCAUGCGCCGGGUGAACAUGCGCAUGCGCCAGGUGAACAUGCGCAUGCGCCGGGUGAACAUGUGCAUGCAGUUCAACAGGCCAUCUCCGUGUGCUCUUCCUCACGCCCAGGGUUGUGAGCAGCUUCACCCACCUGGGCCAGCGGUUGAGGAGCGGUGGCGGCGGCAGCGACGGGCGAGUGAGUGGUGUUCGCUCAUGCGACGUGCUGCUCCCCCGGCACUCCCUCCUGCCGUGGCACCGUGCAACCGAGCAGUGAUUGGUGGUGAGUGGUUUGGAGGGCGAGAGGGUGGGGGAAGGGGUGGGUGGAUGGGGGUUGCGGGGCCCCAAUCUCCUCCAACAGAACUCUCGCCAACCGCUGAACCAAAAAAUGGUGUGGCACGUGUGAGUGUGCGAGCGUGGGUGCGCGGAGAGAUGUGUUUGCGAAUCCAGCUUGCACUUGUUGGCACAUCGCACACAUUGCCUCUCCCUCUCAUUGCCUCUCCCUCUCAUUGCCUCUCCCUCUCAUUGCCUCUCCCUCUCAUUGCCUCUCCCUCUCAUUGCCUCUCCCUCUCAUUGCCUCUCCCUCUCAUUGCCUCUCCCUCUCAUUGCCUCUCCCUCUCAUUGCCUCUCCCUCUCAUUGCCUCUUCUCUCAUUGCCUCUUCUCUCAUUGCCUCUCCCUCUCAUUGCCUCUCCCUCGCAUUGCCUCUCCCUCGCAUUGCUUCCCUUACUCAUCACUCCCCCAUCCCCUUGCCUCUCCCAUUUAUUCCCUCUCAUUGUCACUCAGUACCACUGUACCUCGAGAAAAAAACAAGAUUUGUCGACCGUGUGUGGAUAGACAUGUUUUCCAAUUGUGACCUGCCUGCCGCUGCUCCCACGGGGAGCGAGGGUGCAGUGCAAGCAGGGUGCAGCAAGACACGAGGCAGCAACAGCAGCGCUGCAGACAGCAAUGCUCCAGACAUCAGCGAUGCAGACAGCACACCUCUUGCUGCAGGGCUACUGCCUGGGGAAAAACCAGUGCGGGGAGCAUAUGGGGGAGAGAGCAUAGGAAUAGUAGCAGCAUGCGUGGCAGCAGUUGAAGGCACACGCAUGGCAGGGGAAGGAACUUCACUACAUUCAUUGGUGCAUGCCAUACAGGCCAUGCUGUGUGCGCCCUCCCCUGCAUCUGCUCACUCAUCCCCGCCUGCACCGCUGCUCACCCCGCCCGCUGCCGCACUCUCACAAGCCCUGUCGCCAACUCAAGCUGCACACAAGAUUAAAGGCGCAUGA
This is a messenger RNA of Closterium sp. NIES-65, 1515 nucleotides long. The record is from the annotation of a GenBank genome assembly. NCBI's taxonomy places the organism in Eukaryota, Viridiplantae, Streptophyta, Zygnematophyceae, Desmidiales, Closteriaceae.